Molecule: messenger RNA, 1792 nt
Organism: Arabidopsis lyrata subsp. lyrata
Lineage: Eukaryota; Viridiplantae; Streptophyta; Magnoliopsida; Brassicales; Brassicaceae
Product: probable magnesium transporter NIPA5
Exons: 9
Coding region: 378-1535 (385 amino acids)
Biological process (GO): magnesium ion transport
Cellular component (GO): membrane
Molecular function (GO): magnesium ion transmembrane transporter activity
Source: RefSeq, a predicted model, not a curated record
AGACAAAAUAAAAGAGAAAGCUUCCAAAAGACUAACCUUUUCUCACCAGUUCACUAUGCAAUUGCAAACCACGCAUACGCAUAUCUACCUUUCUCUUCUUAUUGGAUUCUUGCGUUGUUACGCGUCUUCUUAGAUGCUUCAUCACUUCACUUUCUUCUUCUCUUCCACUGUCACUUUUUGUGAUCUACAACAUUUGCUCUCGAACCACUAAAUCAUCUCCAUACCCAAAGCCACCGACUUGGGUUCAAGAUCUGAAAGCUUUCGACUUUUCACUGUCAAUCGCAGAAUUGAGAAUACCCAGUAGCCAAAGCUCGGGUCUUUGGCCUUGUGGGUCGAAUUUGUAGGGGUUUAGGGUUUUGUUUUGUUCUAUAGAAGCAAUGGUGGAUUCUAGUGGAAGUUGGAGAGAUGCGUAUAAAGGAAUGUCGUCUGAUAAUGUAAAGGGUUUAGUGUUGGCUUUAUCUUCAAGCUUAUUCAUUGGUGCUAGCUUCAUUGUCAAGAAGAAAGGACUUAAGAAAGCUGGUGCUUCUGGUCUCAGGGCAGGGUCAGGAGGUUAUUCUUACUUGCUUGAGCCUCUUUGGUGGAUAGGCAUGAUAACAAUGAUUGUGGGGGAAAUUGCAAACUUUGCUGCGUAUGCGUUUGCACCUGCCAUUCUAGUUACUCCUCUUGGCGCGCUUAGCAUUAUUAUCAGUGCUUCUCUUGCACAUAUCAUCUUACAAGAAAAGUUGCACACUUUCGGGAUCCUUGGUUGUGCUUUAUGUAUCGUUGGUUCGGUAACAAUCGUGUUACAUGCUCCACAAGAACAAGAUAUUGAUUCCGUUUUAGAAGUAUGGAAUCUUGCAACAGAACCUGCUUUUCUCUUCUACGCUGCGGCUGUGGUAGGAGCAGCUAUUGUACUUAUAGUUCAAUUUAUACCACUUUACGGGCAAUCCCAUGUCAUGGUAUAUAUCGGUGUUUGCUCUCUUAUAGGAUCAUUAUCGGUUAUGAGCGUCAAGGCGCUUGGAAUAGCGUUGAAACUCACUUUUUCUGGAACGAAUCAAUUAGGAUACCCGCAAACAUGGGUCUUCACUGUGAUAGUUCUUAUGUGCGUAAUAACACAAAUGAACUAUCUAAACAAGGCGCUAGAUACGUUCAACACGGCAGUGGUUUCCCCCAUAUAUUACGUUAUGUUCACGUCAUUGACAAUCUUGGCUAGUGUCAUCAUGUUUAAGGAUUGGGAUCGGCAGAACGGAACACAGAUCUUUACAGAGCUGUGUGGGUUCGUCACAAUCCUAUCUGGAACUUUUCUUCUUCACACAACAACGGACAUGGUUGAUAGCGAGUCUAAAGGAAAUUUAUCAUCAGACGAUAAUCAUCUGCUUCUGAGAAUUCCAAAACAUUCAGAAGACAGUAACGGGUUUGCGCAGGACGGCAUCAUUCUCAGUCUAAGACGCCAAGAGUCUGCAAAGUCACCACGGCCUGCUCGUCAAACCAAGCAACUAGAAGAUGAUCUUGAAGCUGUACCACUCCGAAGACAAGAGAGUUCAUUACGUUCUUAAGAUUGUUUCGCCACAUAUACAUGUAUAUAUAUAUAAUCUAUCCCUCAAGGUCUUCAGCGCCUAAGAGCAUUGCGUUUGGUAUCAUCGGCUGAAGAGAGACGGCAUUCUUAAUUUCUUAUAGGUAGCUGAGCCAUUUUUCACAAUAUCUUUUGUUAUACUGAAAAGUUGGGUUCUUCGGAAAUGUCAUGUGUCACUUGUUUGGAGAAACUGUUUAUAUACACGUAUAUGUGAUUGAACCCUGAUUAAUCAGAACCGAA